Molecule: messenger RNA, 222 nt
Organism: Linum trigynum
Lineage: Eukaryota; Viridiplantae; Streptophyta; Magnoliopsida; Malpighiales; Linaceae
Source: the annotation of a GenBank genome assembly
AUGGAGAGCACGCAAGGCCAAUUAGAUCAAGUCAUGACCGUGUUGUCGGCAUUGACAAAAGCAAACGAUCACGCGCCUCCCAAUCCCCAAGAAGCCACAGAGGAGAGGAGGCGCCUCAAGGGAAAGAUGCAAGAGGUCGAGGUGCUACCCAUGAACUCCCCGUGGGAGGGAGUAUGCGCCUCACCAGAAGAGGACGCGAUUGAAGCUGACGACGACGCCUAA